CAUUGCCUCUGAGCGGAGAUGAUGGCGGCGGCGGGCCGCGGUGUGGCGGCUUCGGUCAAGGUGGUGAAGCCGAUCCUGUCCCGGGACCAGAAGGAGGCCAAGCGGCGGGUGCGGGAGUUGUACCGGGCCUGGUACCGGGAGGUGCCCAACACCAUACAGAAAUUCCAUCUGGAUAUCACGACCAAACAAGGACACGAUAAGGUGCGGGAGAUGUUUAUGAAAAAUGCCCACGUCACUGACCCCAGAGUUAUCGACAUGCUGGUGAUUAAGGGUAAAAUGGAACUUGAAGAAACGAUUAAAGUUUGGAAGCAGCGGACACACGUCAUGCGUUACUUCCAUGAGACGGAGACUCCUCGACCCACCGAUUUCCUCUCCAGAUUCUAUGAGGGCCAUGAUGUGUAAAUAAUGAGGCAAGGUGUCUGUUGUAAAAUAAAGAUAUUCUAAAGUAGUAAA
Pristis pectinata (smalltooth sawfish) is the source of this 453-nucleotide messenger RNA. RefSeq names its product NADH:ubiquinone oxidoreductase subunit A6 (gene ndufa6). The record is from RefSeq and is a predicted model, not a curated record. The transcript has 3 exons. Lineage: Eukaryota; Metazoa; Chordata; Chondrichthyes; Rhinopristiformes; Pristidae. Gene Ontology annotation, biological process: response to oxidative stress. The coding region runs from base 19 to 402 and encodes 127 amino acids.